Paramuricea clavata is the source of this 7622-nucleotide messenger RNA. NCBI's taxonomy places the organism in Eukaryota, Metazoa, Cnidaria, Anthozoa, Malacalcyonacea, Plexauridae. The record is from the annotation of a GenBank genome assembly.
AGAACUCCUACGCGUUUCUUCCACUGUUUUCACUACUGUAAUGUCAACCAGGUUGCCGACAAAUAGCACUGUAUCAACUGUCAUGGGGCAAAUAACAACAAUGGUUAUACAACCGAGUUUUACCUCUCAAACAGAGAUGAAGACAUCAAGCAUUUUCGCUGGAAUCUCGUCGAUCCAAGAAAUGAUGUACACUUCCAGCAAACUUUCUACUGUUAUGUUAGAAAGUAGCCCAACAAUUGCUCAUCAAAGCAGUUCAAUGCCAGAUCUGAUAAGUUCGAAUGCUCUGACCAUAAGAGUACAAACAGCAAUGUCAUCAUUCACCAAUAUGGAAUCGAGCUCUGUACCAGAAAUGCAAACAUCAGCACUGACACUAACCGAAACUGAACCUAUUACCUCAAUGCACUACACAUCUGUUUCUAUGACAACAACUCAAGUCCCACAAAGCGAACAUUCCUCCACUUUACAAACGGAAAUGUUGUCAAGUUACACGUCAAUGUCUCAACCAACUACCACAAAAUUAACUUUACCAAUGAACACAGAAAUGGUCCCCACAAUCACAUCCAAAUCAUCAGUAGUGUCAGAAAGCGACAAGGUCGAAAUGGUCAGCAGCAAGUCCUCUCCUGAUCUAUUAGAAACAACAUCAGAAAUGAUGAAAAUUUCCAGCACUCAACAAAUUACAACCAUUGAAAUACCGCCGCCAACACAAACGAUGGAUAAAUCAAGCAUGCACCAAGUGACAAACACUGAGAUAUUGCCAACAUCUUCCAUUAUACCUCAAUCAUCGUCCACUAUUAUAACUUCUUCAAACACUAUGGAUGUAUCAGUCAGCCAAGAUAUUACAAAAAGUAUUGCCAUUAACGCCCAAACUCUUUCUUUGAGCAACACAGUCUCUUCGUCUGAUAUGAGUGCUUAUAGCACGAGUGAAACGGUAAGUAUUGAUGCGAUGAAAACUAGUUCAGUGGCGGAAAUAACAAGUAUUAUCACAACUUCUUUCGUACUGGUAACGUCUUCGUACGGAAAAAUAAGUACAGAAUCACCGAAACUCACUCUAUCAGCAAACGGGAAGAUCAGUUCAUCAACCCCAAAACUCCCUACCUCGUCUCAGUUGACAAUGACCACCCAGUAUCCCUCGGAUAUCACAACAAGCAGUCAAUUUCCAAAACACACAAAAACAUCAUCUUCUCAAGCGCAUUCUUCGUACUUCGUACUUAGUACAUCAGCUACGACAAGAGAAAUUUCAACAAAUUCAAGAUACCAACAGUCUACAAACAUCCCAGAAAGUCCACCUCGAUCAACUUCAACAGCUGAUGGAUUGGUCAUUCCCGUCAAAUCAAGUUUAUAUCAUGCAACAUCUUCGUCUUCGCGCGAGCAAGGUAAGUAACACUCAUAGAAUUUUUCCUUCAAUUAGUACAAUAAUAUUUUAAUCCUUUGGAGGGAAAAAGAGCCUAUUUGUUAAGAAGUUACAAGUUAUUCCCCUAGAUCAUCUCAAUAACAAGUGAGUUGUGCACGGUUCAUCAAUUAAUUCCUGGUAAAAUGGGAAUGAAAAUUGACUGCAGGAAUGCGAGAGUUUGUAUGAGAGUUUUCUCAACUCUCAUGGCACGAUGGAACAAGAACAGGAGUGGCAUAAGAGUUGAUGAGAGCUGACUGGAUAUUACCACUUGAUGCAAAACUCUCAUCAAAAUUUGAAAAUAACCUGUAGCUCCUGUAGCAUAAUGAUAAAAUGGGAUCAAGAGAUGGCAACUAAAUGCUAUAUAUCUUGUAUUGUGUAAAUAUGGCAAUACGAACUCUGUUAAAUGUGUAUUCCACGUACUACUUACAACAUGAGCAGCCGUGUUGUAUCGGAUAUGCAAACUUGAGGCGAAGGCGAGAGUUUGUAUAUCCGAUACAACACGGACGCGAAUGUUGUAAAUGGCUUGUGAAACGUCUUGAUGAGAACAUUCGUAUUCAACAAUUUAAAAUAGAUGCAUGCAUGAUAGCUGGUUAGAAAUACACAAACUCCUUCACGGUCAUGAUUUCUUUUGUGUUUUCUUCAUGAGUUAUUAAAUGCUAACCAAUAUAAUUAUUUAUCUUAUUUAUAGCCACUGCAACACCAACGACUCCAGUAGUAGGUCAGUAUAUUGUAUAACUAUACUGUAUAUUAAGUCAUAACAGUUAUAGAGCUAUUUUAAGACGAUUCCAUGUCUUUCUUGUCACAUUUUUCAGACGGUAAUUAUUCGUUUAGCUUUACUGUUGUUUAAUAGCAUUUUGUUGAUCACCAGUAAAUGCUGCUUUUAAUUUAUAGGGCCUGAUUGACUGUUUUCCAACGUCAUAAAAUAGGCCAAAUCAUAUAAAGAUGCAUGGGUUUAUUGUAGAUGGAAUUUUCGAACUUUAUAUAUACAUUUUUAGACCUAACCAAGAACAAUUGCGAAAAAUGCAACUAUGGGCAAACUAGCAAGAAUAGAACCUGCGGCCCUUCUACUGUGAUAUCCAUACUGGAAUCUGCCUCGUACCCAGGCGUCUCUUUGUAAAAAAAACAGUGAUGCGCAUAUGACGAGUUUACAUGAAGUAUUGUAGUGGGGAGAGAUGGGCGAAGGGGCUGAUGGGAAGAGUGCACUUGAGGAAUAGUUACACAGAGAAUAAUACAUGGGUGCGCGGAAAUACCAGAUUUAUUUCGAGUGUUGAACAUGAUAUCAUGCAUGUGUUGAACCAGAUUUAUUUCGAGUGUUGAACAUGAAAAGCGAUAAUUUUCACAUGUGAGAUUAUCAUAAAUAAUCUCACAUGUGAGAUUAUCAUUUUUAUCAGUGCUCGAAAUCUCUUUAAAGCACUAUACUUUAUAUAAUAAUUAUAGUUAAUGCUCAUCAACUAGACCCUGUAUAGCUCAGUUGGUUAAAGCGCUGCACCGGAAUCACAGGCUCGAUUUCUGCCAGAGGGCCUUUAGUUGCAGUUUUCGCAACUGCUCCCUCUACACAACAAUUUCAUCUACAAAAAACUAUCUACUAUUAGUUCUAUCGAACGGGAGACCCAAAAAUCUCAAAUCAUGUAAACGUGAUACAUAAAGAUGAAAAUAUAUUUUAGACUAAAAUAUAUAUAAAUUUGUCUCGUAGGUAACACAUCUAAUGCUAGGAGUGAAGGUAAAAAUGGCGUAAAUAUUUCUCUAUAAAACCAAAAUCACGACCAUGGCGUAUAUUACCGAGCAAUGCUGGUCAACUUAGUUUGACUUUCUUCAUGGACAAGCAACAGAUUGAAAUAUUAUUAUGUGCAUGGACUGCAGAAAUACCUCGCUGUUAAGGGCAAGGCCCAAAAAGGCACAAUUCAAUUGGGUAUAUGAGAAGCCUUAGAGCCUGAUGUGACGAACCUAAUACAGUUGAGCUGAAACAGCAGUUGUCAUAGGAUUCCGUACAUGAAUAUUGCAACGUUUGAAACGGUGAACUUACCUAUCUGUUUCAUUGCGUUAUAUAGAUGACAUUGACGCUGUUGUUUUAAUUGUGAUUCCUAUCAUGUGUGUACUUUUCCUGGCUGCAAUAGUUCUUGCAUUUAUCAUGUGGAUAAGACACAGAAGACGACAGAAGAGGUAUUUAUUUGAUCAUUUUUAAUCUAAAAAGAACGAAACGUUGUUCAGUAUAGAGGUUAUAUUGGGUUUUUUUCACUGAACUCACGGAUCAGUGCCAACCACAACAUCUAUGGUCGGAGAUGUUUCCUAAAAACAAGGCACGACAAAGCAUGCAUUGAAUGAAGAUUAAUAUAUCGGUUGUAUCUUCUUGUUUUGCAAAGAAGGGAGUUAGGACACAUCAGACAUAUGACACUUAUGUGAAAAGAGUCUGUAACGCUCUACCGAAUUAAGUCGUGGGUUUUCUCCGGGUAUUCCGGUUUCCUCCCACGGGGAAUGUUGACAAGGUGGGUUGGGAUUAGCCCCGUAACUGACCCAUCCACUAUAGCUGUGUUCCGUGAUCAGACAUGAGUCAUAAGAUGGCUGCCAGAGGCGCCCUUAGUAAGUCUUCGACUGGAUCAGGUUGAGCUGCGUCCUUCGCAAUUCAGCUUAGGUCUCAGUUGUAAGUAAGGAUGAUUAGCUGCACACCUCACUUUUACUAGUUUACUUGCUUACUUGCUUCCUCGCUUGCUUGAUUGCUAGGGUUGUGAUUAGGAUUGCGAUGAACAGAAAUAGAUUGUCACCUUUUGACCGAUGACGUCAUCCCUAUAUAAGAAACAGAACAGAUCAUCCCAUAUUUAAGAUACUAGACUGAAGGGUUGAAAAGUUAAUUUGGGUCGUGAGUUAACGCGUUUGAAUACUUAAACUAAGGUAACAAGGGAAAACCAGUGACGAACACAAGGCAACGUCCCACCCCCUCCUAAUUUUUGAAAACUGUCGAAUGAUAGCUGAAUAACUGUGUAACAAAGCUGCAACAAUAAUUUUUCAAGAAUAAAAACAUUGGUAGGUUAAAUAAGUUGAAUAUCACAUCAAAUUUAAAGCAACAAACCUUAAAAAAACUGAGAAUCUAAAGAAUAUCUUUAAAUAACUGAGAAUUCGAUAUAUAUAUAAAAGGUAGCCAUAUGUUGGCACCAUAAUCCGUGAAGUGUCCGCCACUGGCGAAAACGUGUCUGACAUUUAUGCUUCUACUUUAUUGCCAGUGCUGACAAGAAAAAUGGAGAAAAUGGCUCAGAACUAUCUAGGAGAGGACUUGUGGAAAGUUUGGAAAACAUAAACAACAAUCAAGCAACUGGACUCUCCAAUCGAGGAGCAGAUGAUAGGUCGAGUCGUUCAAUGUCGCGAACUAGCAGCGUCAGUAAUUUAGAAACUAUACAUGAAGGAAAUGAACCCGAAGUACCAGAGGUAUAUAAACUAGACGAAUUCAAUAUAACUUGAAUUAAAAUGUCAAGGGUAAAUACCAUCCUAAAAUGAAUAUGUUUUGUGAUUGGCUUGCAAACACAAAAGAGAUCAUUGUUGGUGAUUCGUUCUUUAGAAAAUUGAUUCUGUAUUGUGUUUCGUUUUUUUCAACCAAUCACAAAAUCUGUUCAUGUGGGUUCGUAGCGACCCAAUGUCAAAGGUCGUUUAGGACGCGUUGUUUCUGGGUUGUGUUUCUCUUUAUAAGAGAAAUGAGACGGGACGUUUGCCGAGACGGGACGGAUCAAUUAUAAUCAGCAGCCAUGUACGCAAGUAUAGCAACAUAGCCACCUACACAUGUAGCCACAUAAUAUUCAGGUAGCCAUGUUGCCAUAUAGUCAGGUAACCAUGUAGCCAAGUUAGCCACAUGGCCAGGUUGCCAUGUGGUCAAAUAGUCACACAGCCACAUAGCCAAGUAACCAUGUAUAUCUAUGUAGCCAUGCACAUAGCCAGGAAACCAUGUAGCCAAGUAGCCACACAGCCAUGUAGCCAAGUAACCAUGCAGCUACAUGGCCAGGUUGCCAUGCAGCCACAUAGCCAGGUUGCCAUGAAGCCAUGUGGACACAUAGCCAAGUAACCAUGCAGCUACAUGGCCAGUUUGCCAUGCAGCCACAUAGCCAGGUUGCCAUGAAGCCAUGUGGCCACAUAGCCAAGUAACCAUGCAGCCACAUAGCCAGGUUGCCAUGAAGCCAUGUGGCCACAUAGUCAAGUAACCAUGUAGCCACAUGGCCAGGUUGCCAUGCAGCCACAUAGCCAGGUUGCCACAUAGCCAAGUACCCAUGUAGCCAAGUAACCAUGUAGCUACAUGGCCAGGUUGCCAUGCAGCCACAUGGUCAGGUUGCCACACAGCCAAGUAGCCAUGUAGCCAAGUAACCAUGUAGCCACAUGGCCAGGUUGCCAUCAAGCCACAUGACCAGGUUGCCAUACAGCCAAGUAGCCAUGUAGCCAAGUAACCAUGUAGCCACAUGGCCAGGUUGCCAUGCAGCCACAUGGCCAGGUUGCCACACAGCCAAGUAGACAUGUAGCCAAGUAACAAUGUAUAUCCAGGUAGCCAUGUAGCCACAUGACCAGGUAGCCAUGUACGCAAGUAUGUCAUGUAACCAUGCACAUAGCCACGUAGCUACGCAUAGCCAAGUAUAUACUAAGUGGCUAUAGCCAGGUAGUCAUAUAGCCAAGUAGCCACAUAGCCAAGAUACUGUAUCACGUAUGCAAGCAGCUAUGUAGCCAAAGUAUAGCACGUGGACAAAUAAACAAAAUAUUGCAUGUGUAGUCACAUAAAAAGGUAGCCAUGUGUCCAUGUGGCCAAAGUGGCUUGUCCCACAUAGCCAAAAUACAGGUAUGUAGCGAGAUAUUUCAGAUAUGUGGUAUAAUCAUAAAGUCUUGCAGCCACAUGAAAUCAAUAUGAAUGCUUCGGAAUGGCCUUGUAUUCUAUAAUUACUCCGACGGAACGAUGAAUGGAAUGUCUCAUGCCAACAUAAUCUUUGUAGACUGAAUAGUUAAUUUGCAGCAAAAUAGGUGUUUUUCUCGUUUUCCACCUUACCGUAAGCUUGGCUCUCGUCUUGAGGGGAAGGGACGGAAAACGUCAAGAUUCUACUUGCAUUAAAAGCAUAACGCGAUAAUUACGAGAGCGUCCUAGCAAAGUCCGUUCCAGCAAACGCCCCGUUCCACCUCGCCUGGUUACAUUCGUAAGAGCUUAUCAAAUGAUAUACGGUCCUAUUAUGCCGCCCUAAAUUAAAUGCAAUUGCGCAUAUAAUUCUCAUUCUGAGCAAGGAACUACAUGGAAUUUUCACCUGUUGCAAUUUUCAAGCGACAGGUAACAUACAAAGAGUAAUUUGAAUUUCGGUCCGCUAUUAUGUUGGUGAUUUAUUACAAUACUCUAUUUGUGAUAUCUCCAACAAUGAUGCAGUGAAAAGGCAAUUUGCAAGGGUUAAAUUUUGCCAAAAAACAACGGUUUAGGAAACGAUAUAUUAGAAAAAAAUGUCAAGAGAAAUAUUAGAGAGAGGUCCCACAUUUCAUUGAUAAGUUCUUUUGAAAAUGUAUCCGUCAGUUGGUUGGUAAUGAAGAUACAGUAAAUACAUAUCUUUCAAAUCUUAAUAUUGAUCUGAUACAUUGUAACAAAUAAAUAUGCGCAACAAAUAAUAUUUAACUCGAAUUCUGUCUGUAAUUAUAGAUUUACGAUCUUUGAUGGAAGGACUCUAUUUACUCUAGGUAACUGUGUUGUAAAGGAUUCAAUUCUCAUCCUAUGACAAUAUCAAAUAAGAAACAGCCCGACAAUUUAGUCCCGCUAUGCAAAUUCAAAAUUAUUAUCAUUAUUCAUUUCUUUAGAAAUUGAUUGUUUUCACAGUCAAUGAACACGGAAAUAUUUGCAUAGCGGGACUAAAUCGUCGGGCUGGCUACGCUACUUAUCUCAAAUAAAUAAUAUCUUGGUUGGCAUGUGAAAUUAAAUGGCCAACAUUAUAAUAACCAAUAAUUGUAAAUUAGAAUUACUGCACGAAUCCACAAAAUUUCAUUCAUGGCAGACGUUUAAUUGUAAAUUGUAACUGUAUGUUUGAAACGCUUAUUUAAAUUGGAGGAAUAGAUAUACAUGACAUAAUAUGUAACUGAAAUAUCAAUUUCAAGCCAACAGUUAUUUUAUCGCAUCAUUACGAACUCUUUUAACUAUUUGAAAAUACCCAAAUAAUUUUUGUUCUAUUAUAUCUAAGUUAGGUAUAUACAUAUACAGUAUAUACAUAUAACCCAUUAUGUAAUAAUUAUUUAAUAGCUC